AUGGAAACUUGGGAAUUCUCUGUUGCUUUGUAUAUGAUCUACUUGUGGCCAAACUCUCUGCUUCUCGCAGCGAUUUACGGUGCCAUAGAAUCUGGUUCUACCGCGAUUUUCGGCCCCAUUGUAGGCCAAUGGAUCGAGGGAGUGGACUAUGUUAAGGUUCUUAAACUCUGGCUCAUCUCUCAGAACCUCUCCUACAUUGUUGCUGGUGGAGCAGUUGUCAAACUGUUGCUAGUUUCCGAUCUCAAGUCCCAAAAUUUACCCGUUUUCGCAAUCUUGGUUGUGUUGACAAAUAUUGCUGGUGCCAUAGGGGUACUUUCAACUCUUGGUGGCACCAUUUUGAUUGAAAGAGACUGGGUUGUGGUUAUGUCGGAAGGUCAUCCACCAGAAGUAUUGACAAGAAUGAAUUCUGUCAUUAGAGGCAUUGAUUUGAGCUCGAAGCUACUUUCUCCAGUUAUCACCGGUCUUAUCAUCAGUUUUGUCUCUCUGAAGGCGUCAGCGAUUACUUUUGCAGCUUGGGCUACUAUAACCGUUUGGAUCGAAUAUUGGCUCUUCAUAUCUGUAUAUAGCGGUGUUCCUGCGAUAGCACGAAGCAAUGAGAGACGGAUCUUGCGUUCCUGGACAAGGCCAAUAGAAGGAACAGAUGCACCUGUUUCUGUUUCUAUUGUUCCAGGAAGAGAGGAGGGUUCUCAUGGACACACACCGUGUAGAACCGGAGUGCUGAAGAUUCUGGAUCGAAUAUCCGAGUCCUCGUUUGUUGGCGCGUGGAGAAUUUAUUUCAGUCAAGAAGUUGUACUCCCCGGGGUUUCUCUUGCUCUCUUGUUCUUCACUGUCCUCAGCUUUGGAACAUUGAUGACCGCUACAUUGCAAUGGGAAGGGAUACCUACAUAUAUAAUCGGUAUAGGCAGGGGAAUAAGUGCCACGGUUGGACUAGCAGCGACAAUUGUGUAUCCUCUAAUGCAAUCCCGUCUCUCAACGCUAAGAACCGGCAUCUGGUCCUUCUGGUCUCAGUGGAGCUGUCUUUUGGUAUGCGUGGGAUCGAUAUGGGUGAAAAAGGAUAAAAUAGCAUCUUACAUGCUAAUGGCUGGAGUUGCUGCUUCUAGGCUUGGCUUGUGGAUGUUUGAUCUUGCUGUCACUCAACAAAUGCAGGACCUCGUUUCGGAAUCUGACCGUUGUGUGGUUGGAGGUGUACAAAACUCGUUGCAAUCGGCUCUUGACUUGAUGGGAUAUCUAUUGGGUAUCAUUGUAUCCAAUCCAAAGGAUUUCUGGAUAUUGACGAUGAUCUCAUUCUCGACGGUUUCAUUAGCAGGAUUACUCUAUACAAUUCAUCUCUACCGCAUCCGAAACCAUAUCUUUCACUUUGAGAAGAUACCUCUAUUCAACAAAUGUUAA
Messenger RNA from Arabis nemorensis, 1389 nucleotides. NCBI's taxonomy places the organism in Eukaryota, Viridiplantae, Streptophyta, Magnoliopsida, Brassicales, Brassicaceae. The record is from the annotation of a GenBank genome assembly.